Molecule: messenger RNA, 606 nt
Organism: Lactuca virosa
Lineage: Eukaryota; Viridiplantae; Streptophyta; Magnoliopsida; Asterales; Asteraceae
Source: the annotation of a GenBank genome assembly
AUGGAACACGCCAACUUCUUCUCGCUUUUCUUUCUUACUUUCAUAGCCACGGCAAUGGCAAUGUCAAUGGCUGCGAAUCCACAGUCAUCCACCACCAGUACCACCACCCAAGCCUACACCAAUUUUGUCAAAACCUCAUGCAACGCCACCAUUUACCCAUCCGUCUGCUUGACCUCCCUCCUCCCUUAUGCCAACUCCGUCAAAUCAAACCCCAUUAGACUGGUGAAACAAGCCCUCUCCGCCACCGUCAAAUCCGCAUCUGCCACCCGCUCCGCCGUCUCCAAAUUAGCCAAGAGCAAGAAUAUCAGCAAGGGCGACGCCGCCAUCCUCAAAGACUGCAUCGAAGAGCUCAAGGACUCCAUUGAUGAAAUUACCAACUCCCUGAAAGAAGUUUCUAGCCUUGGUUCCUCUGUUAACAAGAGAUUCGCGAUUUCCAAUGCAAAGACCUGGACCAGUGCCGCCAUCACCGAUGUGUACACCUGCAUUGAUGAAUUUUCCGACCAAAAAGUCAGUCCAGCGGUGAAGAAGAAGAUCAGGAGCAGUAUUGUGAGUAUUGCAAGGCGGAGUAGCAAUGCUUUGUAUCUUAUCAAUCAUCUCAACAUUUGA